AUGAACAACAAGUCAAGGUUCCCGUAUUCACCUGGGUAUCUCAAACCGUCACAGACCUCUCCGAGUCGUGUGCUCAAAGCAUGCGAUAGGUGUAGAUUGAAGAAGACCAAGUGCGAUGGCAAAAGACCGUGCAGCCGAUGUGAAGCUGAAGACACGGUUUGUUCGUUUGCGAUGCCCAAGAAGUUUCGCAAUGUUGUGCAUCCCAAAGGAUCUGUGGAGAUGCUCUUGCAACAGCAGGAAUGGCUCGUAUCCGGCCUUCUUGAGCUUUACAGGCGUACGCAGCUCGCCUGCGGCCCAUCAAACGAAUUACAACUUGAGAGCAAGAGUGGCCUUCCUUCUGUCCACCACAUUUUGGAGCAGCUAGGUAUUUUGGAAGAGAAUCAUAGCUAUGCUGCUCCUGAGUCCGCAAUGGCAGCGAGUCCUAGGCAACGCAUCUGUGAGCCACCUGGUGAUACAUAUAAGACGACACUUUAUUCCGCAAACAAUGAUACUGCUGAUGGUCACUUCGGUAUAUUUGACAACGACAACGGACCAUCCUAUCAGGCUUCUGCGCCUCCAGGAACCGGUAAUAUGGAUCAGUAUGCUACAUUCUUCGAAUUCCACGGCACGGUUCAGAAAGCUCAGUCCGUGCUGUCGAGUCAACAUUCUGACCCAGGGCCCUCGUGGGAUUUUGAUCUUACAUCAGGGCUGGAUCAGUCUAUUGGAGAAGUCCUGUCCCCCGAGGUUCAAGCGGCCUUCGAAAUUCCUCUGCCACCGGCGAUCUAUAAUGAUAGGGGGUGUAUCAUUCCCUCAGAGACCUUUCAUCAGCAGCUUUCGAGAUCUCCAUUAGCGCAAAAUAUGCCAACGGCAAAAUGCACGAAUUCAACUCAUCGCGUCGCUGAGACACUCACUUUUCCAACGUCAAAUGGUCUGGGCCGACUCCACAGGUAG
Messenger RNA from Cladophialophora psammophila CBS 110553, 930 nucleotides. RefSeq lists its product as uncharacterized. Gene Ontology annotation, molecular function: DNA-binding transcription factor activity, RNA polymerase II-specific; zinc ion binding. The transcript is spliced from 3 exons. Bases 1 to 930 code for a protein of 309 amino acids. The record is from RefSeq and is a predicted model, not a curated record. Gene Ontology annotation, biological process: regulation of DNA-templated transcription. NCBI's taxonomy places the organism in Eukaryota, Fungi, Ascomycota, Eurotiomycetes, Chaetothyriales, Herpotrichiellaceae.